CUUACAGAGAAAGCAAAGGUAGUCUGGAGCAAUAAGUGAAACUCCAAAAGGUUUUUGCCAGAAACAUGGAAAUCUCAUCGUGAGGCACACCGCCGUCUUGGCACACCGGAGGACAUUGUCCUGCUUUCGGUCUUCGUUUUCGAGAAAGGAAACGACCAAAGUUCGAAGACCUUGAAAGAUCCGUAGAGCUGCCCAUUAGAACGAUUCUAAACGAUUGCAGGGAAGGAGUACAAAACCACCCAAAGGUUAAUGAUCAGUGCACUACCCAGAUCACCGUUCCGAGCCGACUUUCUGCGAUGGAUAACGCCAAACAACGGGUGGGAGAUAUGGUUGGCCAAGUGCAGAAUAACAUUACCAUGGCCACCGAAAGCGGUCUGCGCGUGGUGCGCCAGUACUCCGACGAGGGACGCAACAUAGCGAUGCGAGCACUGAACGAAGCAAACAGUGAAGCGGGUCCAAUCCUACGGAAUGCCUGGAGCAGCUUUAUCCAGCUGAUUGAACGACUGAAGAGUACCGCCCGCGAUGUGCUCGAUCCGUCGGUGUUGGUCGAAGAACUGCGCAUCAUAUUUCGAGACGAAAUUGCACGGCAUAAUGCGUUCCUGUUACUGAUCGGUCUCGGAUUCGGUACGACCGGUGGGUUCAUGCUCGGUAUGUGGCUCGCCCGACCCCACCUACCAACGCCGAUCAUGAAGUCGAUCGCUUCCACCUCGUUCCGCGAUCCGGACAACGUAGUCGUCUGCCAAACGGCCGUCCCACAGUUCCAAUCGUCCUCCGAUAUCUUGGUGCGCGUCAGGGCUGCCUCCCUGAAUCGUAUCGAUCGACGCAUUGCCUUCGGCUACGGGCGAACCCUUCGGCGGCUGAUACGAUCGUACAACAGCACGUACGACCCGGAACUUCCGCUCGUGCUGGGUCGAUCCUGUGCCGGUAUCGUGGAAGCCGUUGGCAAUGGGACCAAAAGUGGGCUAGAAAUCGGUGACGAAGUGUGGCUCGCGACGCACUGGUACGAGGCGGGCGUUGCGUCGGAAUUUGUCGUCGUCCCGGAAACGCGCGUCUCGCGGAAACCAUUUCUGAUCGGAUUCGAGGGUGCCGCCAGCUUGCCGUACAGUGGCUCGAUUGCACUGAAUCUGCUCGACUGCCACCGGCUGACCGAACACACGUGCAGCGGUCGGCGCAUAUUGGUGCAGGAUGCAUGCUCUCCGGUCGGAUGUGUCAUCACGCAACUGACCCACAAAUGGGGCGCUCACGUUGCGGUCACUUGCCACACACGCUCGGUGCCAGUCAUCAACAAUUUGGGUGCCGCGGACAUCAUUACCUUUGCCAACGAGCACUUUCGGUCCAACUUUAUCGACGUAAACGUGGACAAGUCAAACUUUAUCAACGAACUGGCGAGCAGGGAGAAGUUUCACUUCAUCUUUCUCACCACACGGCUCGGGUACGAUUACAAGUUCCUGGAAAAAUUUCUCACCAAAGACGGGAUGAUUGUGGACGCGGUCGAACCGGAACUAUCGACCGAUGACUACGGCGUGGUCGGUCGCUUCUUUCUCGGAAGCUACGUAAAGUUUCGGCGCGCGAUGGCUUUCCUCUGCCGCACCCAUGUCGACUGGGGCGGACCGCACCUUUGCCACCGGAUGCUGGAACGGUUGGCCGGCUUCGUGAACGAUGAAACGCUGAAAACGGUGGUCGAUAGGGUCUACACCCCGAGUGAAGUCGAACGGGCGCUGGAACAUAUCUGCAGUGAGAAAAGUAUAGGCAGUACCAUCAUCACCUUCCGUUAGAGAGUGUGUGCGACAAAUAAGCGGCAAUCAAACAAGACUUACAAACCAAUUUUACUGAUCGACCGAAAUAGGGGAAGAUGCGUUUUGUGAUCA
Messenger RNA from Anopheles cruzii, 1868 nucleotides. Its product is annotated as reticulon-4-interacting protein 1, mitochondrial-like. Gene Ontology annotation, molecular function: oxidoreductase activity. The record is from RefSeq and is a predicted model, not a curated record. Lineage: Eukaryota; Metazoa; Arthropoda; Insecta; Diptera; Culicidae. Bases 297 to 1775 code for a protein of 492 amino acids. Gene Ontology annotation, cellular component: mitochondrion. The transcript has 7 exons.